AGGGGAAGAGGAGGGGGUGCCCGGGGAAACCUGGGGCCCUUGGAUGGAAGGGGGGGGGAUGAAGCAGGCCAGGUUUGGAACAAACUGGGGAAGGAGGAGGACGGCUGUGAGGAGGGGCUCCAGGGAGGAGACGUGAGGCUGAAGGCGAAAGAGUGUUUGGGGGAAGGGACGCAAAAGCGCAGGUAUGGAGGCCGCAGCCCAGAAGGUUGCUAUGGGGCCAGGCUGGAGACCCCCGCCCCCGCCAGGGUGGGAUUCGGGGGCGGGACUACCAGGGGAAGCCGGGGUUCUCCCAAAUCCUGGAGCAGAAAGAAGGUAGAUUUGAUUUGGGCCAUCAGCGAGAGGAGGAAGGCUGAAACCGUUGCUGAGGGACCAGAGAGCUCGAAUAGAGGUGGACGGAGGUCCAGGCCCAGGAUUGGAAAAGCAGGGACACCAGGGAGUGAAGUGGAUCCGGGACCCAGGGAGGGCCGCCCCCCGGGCCUGGUGGCAUUAAGCAGGGCCCCUCAGCCCCCACCUCUUGCCCCACGACAUGAACCUUCUCUACCGAAAAACCAAGCUGGAGUGGAGACAGCACAAAGAAGAGGAGGCCAAAAGGAGCUCCAGUAAAGAAACAGCCCCCACAGGCCCAGUGGGGCCUGGGGCUGUCCCAGGGCCUGGGGUCCGAGUACGGGACAUUGCUUCACUUCGAAGGUCCCUCAGGAUGGGCUUCAUGACGAUGCCCGCAUCCCAGGAACACACCCCUCACCCCUGCCGAAGCGCCAUGGCCCCACGCUCUCUCUCCUGCCAUUCAGUGGGCAGCAUGGAUAGUGUAGGGGGUGGACCUGCAGGAGGUGGGGGAGGUCUCAUAGAGGACAGUAGCACCCGAAGACCCCCGGCUAAGCCCCGGAGACACCCCAGUACCAAGCUCAGCAUGGCAGGAUCAGGGGCAGAGACACCGCCAAGUAAGAAAGCAGGCUCUCAGAAGCCAACCCCUGAGUGCCGAGAAUCAAGCCGGAAGGUUCCACCACAAAAACCCAGGCGAAGCCCCAACACCCAGCUGUCUGUGUCCUUCGAUGAGCCUUGUGCCCCAGCCCCUUGUCCUCGAGGGGGGAACCUGCCGCUGCAACGCCUCAGCAGGGCUUCUCGAAUAGCCGGAGACCUGGAUGCAGGUGCCCAAGAAGAAGAGCCCGUGUACAUUGAAAUGGUGGGGGAUGUCUUUCGUGGAGGAGGACGAAGUGGAGGAGGCCCGACUGGGCCUCCUCUUGGAAGUGGAGGCCCAACCCCUCCAGCAGGUGCCGAUUCGGACUCUGAAGACAGCGAGGCUAUAUAUGAAGAGAUGAAGUACCCCCUGCCUGAAGAGGCAGGAGACGGCAGAGCCAACGGGCCUCCUCCGUUGAUGGUGCCCUCCCCUCCACAACAGCCUCAUGCCCUCCAGCCCCACCCUCACCCCCACCGCCGUCCUGCUUCAGCUCUCCCGAGCCGGAGGGAUGGGACACCCACCAAGACCACUCCUUGUGAAAUACCCCCACCUUUUCCAAACCUCCUUCAGCACCGCCCUCCACUCCUGGCCUUCCCCCAAGGCAAGUCUGCUUCACGAGCCCCUGGCGAUGGGGUCUCAAGGCUACCGGUCCUCUGCCACUCCAAGGAGCCAACUGGUUCCACCCCAGCUCCCCAAGUGCCUGCUCGAGAGCGGGAGACGCCUCCCCUGCCGCCUCCGCCUCCUGCUGCCAACCUGCUAUUGCUGGGACCAUCAGGCCGAGCCAGGAGCCACUCAACACCAUUGCCACCCCAGGGCUCAGGCCAGACCCGUGGGGAGCGGGAGCUCCCCAACUCUCACAGCAUGAUCUGCCCCAAAGUGGCAGGGGUACCGGCAGCCCACCCUGCCUCAGCUGCCUUGCUACCCGGCCCCCCCAAGGACAAGGCCGUGUCGUACACUAUGGUGUAUUCUGCGGUGAAAGUGACCACACACUCGGUCCUGCCAGCCGGUCCACCCCUAGGUGUUGGGGAGCCAAAGACAGAGGAGAUUUCAGUUCUCCAUGGAAUGCUGUGUGCCAGUUCCAGGCCCCCUGUACCAGGGAAAUCCAGCCCCCAUAGUGGAGCUAUGGGCUCAGCAGCUGGGGUCCUCCACCACCGUAGCUGCCUGGCCUCCCCCCACAGCCUUCCGGAUCCAACUGCAGGUCCCCUGACCCCUCUCUGGACCUACCCAGCCACAGCAGCUGGGCUCAAGAGACCCCCUGCCUAUGAUAGUCUCAAGGCUGGGGGGGUGCUGAACAAGGGCUGUGGAAUGGGAGCGCCAUCCCCCAUGGUCAAGAUCCAGCUGCAAGAGCCAGGGACUGAUGGGGGUGCCUUUGCCAGCAUCUCCUGUGCCCAUGUUAUCACCAGUGCAGGGACACCAGAAGAGGAAGAGGGGAUGGGUGCCGCGUUUGGGGCAGGCUGGGCUCUACAGAGGAAGGUCCUGUAUGGAGGAAAGAGAGCAAAGGAGCCAGACACAGAAGUGGAGGACGGUGCCCGGGCCUGGAAUGGCAGUACGGAGGGUCCAGGCAAAGUGGAGCAUGAGGACAGGGGUGCUGUGGCAUCAGGGAUCCCUGUGAGGAGCCAGGGGGCAGAGGGUCUGUUGGCCAGGAUCCACCAUGAUCGAGGAGGGAGCCGCACGGCGCUGCCAGUCCCUUGUCAGACUUUCCCGGCCUGCCACCGGAAUGGAGAUUUCACAGGAGGGUACCGCCUAGGCCGCUCUGCCUCCACCUCUGGAGUCCGACAGGCUGCGCUCCAUACCCCUCGGCCCUGCAGCCAGCCCAGGGUUGCCCUGAGCCAGACCCACCCUGUGCUGCCUCUGCCCCUGCCACCCCAGCCGGCCCGGGAGCGAGACGGCAAACUCCUAGAGGUGAUCGAGCGCAAACGCUGCGUGUGUAAGGAGAUCAAGGCGCGUCACCGCCCCGACCGGGGGCUCUGCAAGCAAGAGAGCAUGCCCAUUCUCCCCAGCUGGCGGCGGGGGCCUGAACCCCGAAAGUCCGGCACCCCGCCCUGCCGCCGGCAGCACACGGUCCUCUGGGACACUGCCAUCUGAGGAUGCAGGGGCGGCUUGGGACACUGGAUUGGAAGGGGAGGGUCCUGCCCAGGUCUACUUGAGACUUGAGAGAUGGGGAACUAGAAGAGGGUUCCUACUAGGCCCAUCGUGGGGACUUGAGGUGCCAGUAGCAUCCCAAGUAAUUUGGGGGAGGAGGAGGGUUUGCUUGAUGUUGGAAGGAGGGGUCUGAGCGUGUAGACUCCUUAUUGACCUGAAGGCCAAGGUGGAGAUCACCAUGGGAAAAGGCGGGGCUUGGAGGAAGUUGGGGUGGGACAUAUAAGAGAUUGACUGGAGCAACAGGGAAACAAGCUCUUUCAUUGAGAGCGGGGGAGUGGGGAAGGGUAUUUAUUUUGUUAUUUAUUUUAGUCUGGAGGGCAAUUCUGGGCCCUUCUGACCUACUCCUGAGCAGGAGGUGGAGAAACGAGGCUAAAUUUGCACUCUCCCCAAGGCCAGUGCCUAAAGACCUCCGCCAUCCUUGCCCGGCUAAAGAUUUAGCCGGAUGGGUCUGCUUGGGGAGCAGUCAGAGGCAGAGGCUCAGACAGUGACAGUAUUUAUAGUUUUCCCAGAAUUUGGUAGUGAGUGUGGUCUGCUGUAAAACAGGCGUUUUAUUUAGUUCUGGGGUAAGGGUCUAGCCAGGGACGGGUGGGAUGAUGGGGGAAGAG
This is a messenger RNA of Phodopus roborovskii (desert hamster), 3702 nucleotides long. It is a transcript of the gene Nyap1, whose product is annotated as neuronal tyrosine phosphorylated phosphoinositide-3-kinase adaptor 1. The record is from RefSeq and is a predicted model, not a curated record. Gene Ontology annotation, biological process: neuron projection morphogenesis; phosphatidylinositol 3-kinase/protein kinase B signal transduction. The transcript is spliced from 7 exons. NCBI's taxonomy places the organism in Eukaryota, Metazoa, Chordata, Mammalia, Rodentia, Cricetidae. The coding region runs from base 527 to 3040 and encodes 837 amino acids.